Molecule: messenger RNA, 423 nt
Organism: Necator americanus (New World hookworm)
Lineage: Eukaryota; Metazoa; Nematoda; Chromadorea; Rhabditida; Ancylostomatidae
Exons: 1
Coding region: 1-423 (140 amino acids)
Source: RefSeq, a predicted model, not a curated record
AUGAGUGCAGAAGAAAAUUCCGCCAACGUGUGUCUAUUCAUGUUCAAGUACGGACCAGGAAGAAGCGCAGCGAUGCGGGAAGCUGGCUUUCGUCCUGGCCGAUGUACGAUUGACCAGAUGUUUAUCGUCAGGAGAGCGAUCGAAAUCUGGCAGCGGUAUUCGAAGCCAAUGCAACUAGCGUUUCUGGACUUUGAAGCCGCGUUCGACACUCUUCACCGAGACCGUCUUCUCAACGCGCUCCGCGCCGAUGGAAUACAGGGAAAGUUCGUUCGCUUGCUUGAUGACAUGAAUCAACGAACAACUGAUGCAGUUCGAACACCAGCCAGAUGUACAACACCGUUUGAAGUGGUAACUGGAGUAAGACAAGGGGCAGUGGCAGGACCCUUCCUGUUCAAUUUCGUCACCGACGACAUUAUGCGAUGA